AUGCCACUCAUUGCGAGCGUCAGCCUGAGCAUCAUCAUGCAUAUCGUGUGGAAGUUUAGUAAGCUCUUGAGUACCGAAAGAAAGCAAAGCGCACAAGCUGGCAGAUGGCACACAGAAACACCCAAGGCCCACCGGCUAACAAUGCGCGCGGCUUGCCGUCUGCCUGUCAUAGUCAUACCAACUAACUACACAGGCGCCCUCACUCUCCCUGCCCACGACGACGCGCAACGCACUUCCCAAGCCUACGCCCUUCAGGCAUUCUCUCCCUGCCCGCGCCCACGACGACUCCGCUGCCAGCGGCAAGCGGACAAGCACAAACCGGACCCGUAG
Amoebophrya sp. A25 is the source of this 330-nucleotide messenger RNA. The record is from the annotation of a GenBank genome assembly. NCBI's taxonomy places the organism in Eukaryota, Dinophyceae, Syndiniales, Amoebophryaceae.